Molecule: messenger RNA, 720 nt
Organism: Spirodela intermedia
Lineage: Eukaryota; Viridiplantae; Streptophyta; Magnoliopsida; Alismatales; Araceae
Source: the annotation of a GenBank genome assembly
AUGGGUGGUAGGAAGAUGGGGAUCCAGUAUCUGUUGGGGAAGACAUGGUGGGCUUCUCCUCCUUCAUCGUACUAUUCUUCUCCGUGGCCGUGGGCUUCCUGCAGGCACCCGAGAACGCUGUCCUUCCGAGUCUGCGGCGGCACGGAGGAGAUCUGCGAGGCGGUGGUGUCGAGGGAGUCCUGGUUUGGCGACUCGUCGGAGGUUCUCGACUCGGACGGUGAGUUCUCCGCCGCUGCGGCGGCGGGGGUGGCGGGGGCGGCGGCGGAGGAGGCGGUGAUCCGGGCGCUGCAGUCGGAGCCCGCCGAGCGCCGCCUCUUCUUCGAGCCCGGCGAGGGGAGCUCCAUCUUGGAGGGCCUCGGUCAACGAGGGCUCCCCUUCGAGGAGAGCGUGGCGAUGGCCGUUGACUCCGAAGAUCCCUACUCGGACUUCCGGGUGUCCAUGGAGGAGAUGGUGGCGGCGCACGGGCAGAGGAGGGACUGGGCCUGGCUGGAGGAGCUCCUCGAGUGGUACCUCCAGGUCAACGGGAAGACCACCCAUCGCUUCAUUGUUGGGGCCUUCGUUGACCUCUUGCUGGACCUCUCCUACCCCUCCUCUGCCUCCUCAGUCUCCUCCUCCACCACCUCCUCCUCCUCUUCCCCUUCUCGUUCCAUUUCUUUCGACGUUGACGAGGAGGAGGAUGCUUACGAUCAGCAGGAGGAGACGACGAGUCUCCACCGUUGA